Messenger RNA from Microthlaspi erraticum, 1161 nucleotides. The record is from the annotation of a GenBank genome assembly. NCBI's taxonomy places the organism in Eukaryota, Viridiplantae, Streptophyta, Magnoliopsida, Brassicales, Brassicaceae.
UCGAUUCAGGUUCCCAGCAAUCCCCUCACCUCGAGCUCACCGCAGCAAGUACAAGUCACCAUAUCUGCAGAAGAGGUUGGGGCAACGGAAAAAACUCCUUAUAGUUCAUUUGCAUAUAAUGACAUCUCUUCCUCUUCAUUGUUGCAAAUUAUCAGGUUGAGAACACGGAAUGUAGUUUUCAAUUACAGAUACUACAACAACAAAUUGCAGAGGACUGAAGUAACUGAAGACUUUUCUUGUCCAUUCUGCUUAGUCAAAUGUGCCAGUUUCAAGGGCCUGAGUUAUCACUUGCCAUCAACCCAUGAUCUCUUCAAUUUCGAGUUUUGGGUAUCUGAAGAAUAUCAGGCUGUAAAUGUCUCUCUCAAGACCGAGACAAUGAUGUCCGAGAUUAAUAAGGACGACGUUGACCCAAAGAAGCAAACGUUCUUUUUCUCUUCAAAGAAAUUCAGACGUAGGAGGCAAAAGAGUCAGGUACGGAGCACAAGGCAGGGGCAUCAUCUUGGAUUAGGUUGCGAGGUGCUAGAUAAGACUGAUGAUGCCGAUUCUGUUAGAGGUGAGAAGAGCCGUGUACCACCUGGAAAGCAUUACGAAAGAAAUGGGGGUGCUGAAUCGUCUGGUCAAAGAGUUCCUCCGGGCACGAGUCCUGCAGACGUGCAAUCAUGUGGUGAUCCAGAUAACGUGCAGUCGGCAGCUGGAAGUACGAUGUUGCAAUUUGCAAAAACGAGGAAGCUAUCUAUCGAGCGGUCAGAUUUGAGAAACCGUAGCCUCCUUCAAAAGAGACAGUUCUUCCACUCGCAUCGAGCUCAGCCCAUGGCUCUAGAACAAGUACUUUCUGACCGAGAUAGUGAAGAUGAAGUUGAUGAUGAUGUAGCAGAUUUUGAAGAUAGGAGGAUGCUAGAUGAUUUCGUUGAUGUCACUAAGGAUGAGAAGCAGAUGAUGCACAUGUGGAACUCGUUUGUGAGAAAACAGCGAGUAUUAGCAGAUGGUCACAUUCCAUGGGCAUGUGAGGCGUUCUCAAGAUUACAUGGACCCAUCAUGGUUCGAACACCGCAGUUGCUUUGGUGCUGGAGAGUGUUUAUGGUGAAACUGUGGAACCAUGGCCUUCUUGACGCCCGAACCAUGAACAACUGUAAUAUAUUUCUCCAACAGCUCCAAAAGUGA